Quercus robur (English oak) is the source of this 2706-nucleotide messenger RNA. RefSeq lists its product as uncharacterized. Bases 269 to 2404 code for a protein of 711 amino acids. The transcript is spliced from 5 exons. The record is from RefSeq and is a predicted model, not a curated record. NCBI's taxonomy places the organism in Eukaryota, Viridiplantae, Streptophyta, Magnoliopsida, Fagales, Fagaceae.
GGGCAUUUUAGUUUUAAAUCGAAAUCCACUUUUUUAUUUUUUUUUCGUGGAGAGUUGGCUGUUAGCACCGAAGAAGAAGAAGAUAUAGGGUAGGAAGAGUAAAAUCAAUCUCACCUUCCUCAACCUCAAUCCAUUUCCAAUUUCUCCACCGCCACUGAUAUAUCUCUGUGCAAUUGAUUACUGAAGAGAGAGAGAGAGAGCGUUCAAUAAAAUUGGUUUGUGGGAUUGUAUAUAUGUUAUUAUAUAAUAAUAAUAAUAGUGAGAGAAAAUGAGUUGCGAUGCAAUAAUACAUUGUUGGACGUUCGGUGGACUAGUGGGUGCAUUUCUUGAUCUGGGUAUAGCCUUUUUCUUGCUAUUUGCAUCAACAAUUGCUUAUUUGGCCUCCAAAUUUCUGGGUUUGUUCGGAUUGUGUCUGCCUGGGGACCCCAUUAGACAAAGAGCAUUAGUGGAGUGGCCACCUGAGAAAACCGCUUCGGUUCUGUUGUUGGUGAAGCACAAAUUUCCUUUCAAUUCAAUAUGGGCUGAUACUGAUUCUGAUCCUGAACACCCCAAGAGGAAUCACAAGAAGAGGCAUGUCGGUGAAGCAUCAUCUACUGGGGGAAGAAGUCUGGUGGAAGGGAAUAAUAAUGAAGCUGCUUCUGUGUUUGGUACCUCUCCAGCUGGGGAACAAGGGAGGUUUCAUUUUAAGGGAGGUGUUCAGAGGAAGAGACUUGCUCUUCGCCACCGGCACAAAGGAAAGGCUGUUGACUGUGGCAAGUCUUCGCCUUUUUCUUUGGAUGCAACUCAGACUCCUUCUAGUGUUGGUAAAAUAGGGAUUCAGAUUACUGAAGAAGGCACCUCUGUUCCUGUUAAUUCUGGAGAGUUCAUGAGCAAUAGUGAUGAGACAAAUACAAUCCGAGUCUUGGAACAAGCACUUGAAGAAGAGCGCACUGCUCAUGCUGCUCUGUACCUUGAGCUUGAGAAAGAGAGAAGUGCUGCUGCUACUGCAGCAGAUGAAACCAUGGCUAUGAUAUUGCGUCUACAAGAAGAGAAGGCAUUGAUUGGAAUGGAAGCUAAGCAAUACCAGAGGCUGAUAGAAGAAAAAUCUGCAUAUGAUGCUGAGGAAAUGAACAUUCUCAAAGAGAUCUUACUGAGGAGAGAAAGGGAAAAACACUUUUUAGAGAAGGAUGUUGAAGCUUGCAGGCAAAUGAUAUUUGGAAAUGAUCAAUUGGAUGCUGACGUGGAGGCCACAAAAACACAAGGAAUAUCAUCUUUGUUGUAUUCAAGUGAAGACCCGAUGCUAAUGCUGCGGCAGAUUAGCUCAUCCAUGCAUGAGAAGGAAAUGGUGAAAAACACAACUAGUUCUAGAGAUGAGGAAUCUUUUGAUUUGCAAAAUCGUACUAUUGCUUUUGGUAAAGAAUUGCCAUAUCCAGAAUUGGAUGAAGAUGCUGACAUUUCAAAAGGAGACAUUUGUAGUCAUAGGCAUCCAAGUACUGACAAGCAUCCAGAUUUUGUAAGUUGUGAUGGGUUUCAAGAGAAGGGUAUGGUCUCCAUGGAUGAGAAUUCUCUUACUCAACAAAGAGAAUUGCAAACACAAGAGGCUUGCUCACAAUCAAAUCAGUCAGGUACUCAGGGAUUUAAUUUGCAUGUGGAAAGCAAUAAUCCAGCUGGGGAAGGACGGGAGCAAAGUGAUAAUAUAAUUCUCUCCCAAAGACUGGCAACAACGACAAUCGAAUCACGUAAUGAAGAUAAGGUUACUUCACAUAAUGUUGAUUAUGCAGAAAUGCCUGAAAAAGAAACAAAACGGGAAACCAAAGUUUCACAUAACUCAGUUUCUGAUACAGAGCUUCAUAUUCAUGAUGUUCAUGUCAUUGAUGAUGAGUCUAGUAUGUCUAAUGAAGUCAGAGUAAAUAAGACUGAACAGCUUUUAAGGAAUGCCUCCUCGAACCUUCACAGACUAGAUGAUAGUCUAACCCUAAGUAGGUUGGAGACUGGGCUAGGCUUCAACAGAAGCAGGUCAGACUUAACUAGUGGACUGCCUCCAAAAGUUCCUUUGCGCGGCAAAACUUUGGUUUCUAAUUUACGGAGGAAUUCUAUGUCUGCAAUUGAUUUACGCAGAAAUUCAAUGUCUUCAAUUGAUUAUGAAAGGUUAAAAAUUGAUAACGAAGUUGAGAUGCUUCAUGAAAGACUAAGGAUUGUGCAAGAAGGAAGAGAGAAGCUAAAGUUCAGUUUGGGGAACAAGGGAAGGGAAAAUUUUCAGUUGCAACUUCUGGAGGAUAUAGCAAGCCAGCUUCGAGAGAUUCGGCAGUUAACAGAGCCUGGAAAAGCCAUUCGUCAGGCUUCUUUGCCCCCUCCAUCCUCUAAGAUUAUGUCACAGAAAAGACAUUGGCGCAGUGCAUCUCUAGGACUACGUGGAAGCACUUAAACAAGGUAUGUAUGAAGCAGCCUGCUGGAUAAUUUGCUAGAGAUAACGGGAUGGAAGCUAUACUGUUUUCCUAGCUUAUGAGUGUAGAAAUGGUGAUUUUGACCACAUACUAGUGCUUUUAGGUGCCGCUUCAGAAUAGAAUUUCUGUUGACUAUAAUCUCCUAUAUCGUGAACAGUUGUUUCACACGAGUUUGGGUUUCUGUGUAGAUAAUAGUUGUAAUAAAGAUGAAGUUUGUUGUGACAAGUUUUUGUCGGCGAUUUCAUUAUUUUAUAAGAUUAUCAUAUCUUGCAUUGCCAAUAAA